AUGUCAAAGCUAGUCGAGGUUUUUCUGGGGAAUCUGUGGACGCAGCGCUUCACCUUUGCCUGCAUGGGUAUCGACCUGCAGCCGUCGAGAAAUGGAGGUGUCCUCCGAUCGCCCCUGCUGUACGGGAUUAUGGUCUGCUCCACCGGCUUCGAGCUCUGCACUGUCUGCGCCUUCAUCGUCAAGCAUCGCAACCAGAUUGUGCUCUGCUCAGAGGCGCUGAUGCACGGCCUGCAGAUGAUCUCGUCACUGCUGAAGAUGGCCAUUUUUGUGGCCAAAUCCCGCGAUUUGAUGGCCCUCAUCCGGAUGGUCCAAGCUCCAUUUAGCGACGACAGUGUCAUCGGAUUUACGGAGUGGAACUCGCAAAACCGCCGGGGCCAGCUGAUGGCCGCCGUCUACUUUGCCAUGUGUGCCGGCACGAGUGUCUCUUUUCUGCUGAUGCCAGUGGCACUGACCAUGUGGCGGUACCACUCUACGGGGGAGCUCGUCCCAGUCAGCUCGUUCCGGGUGCAACUUCCCUACGACAUCACCAAGCCGCACAUUUAUACAAUGGACUGCGUCCUGAUGGGGUUCGUGCUAACCUUCUUCUGCUGCUCCACCACUGGAGUGGACACCUUGUAUGGGUGGUGUGCUCUGGGUCUGAGUUCCCAGUACCGCCGCCUGGGAAAGCAGCUGAAGCUCCUUCUCGACAACCAAUUAGAUCCCUCCCGCUCCGACCUGGGUCUGAGCGAGCUGUUCUGGGAGCACGCUCGUCUCCUUAGGUUGGUGGAGUACUUCAAUGCCAGUUUCAUGGGAAUCGCCUUCGUGGAGGUUCUGGUAAUCUGCGUGCUGUACUGCUCGGUGAUCUGUCAGUACAUAAUGCCGCACAGCAACCAGAACUUCGCCUUUCUCGGCUUCUUCUCGAUGGUGGUGACCACGCAGCUGUGCAUUUACCUCUUCGGAGCGGAGCAGGUGCGGCUGGAGGCCGCUGGAUUCGCCAGGGAGCUCUACCAGGAGCUGCCCUGGCAGAAGCUCUUGCCGUCGCACCGAAAGCUAAUGCUCUUUCCGCUGCAACGGGCUCAGAGGGAAACUGUCCUGGGGGCCUACUUCUUUGAGCUGGGGAGACCUCUGCUCGUCUGGAUAUUUCGCACGGCGGGCUCUCUAACAACAUUGCUGAAUGCCCUUUAUGCCAAAUACGAAACGGCUUAA
Messenger RNA from Drosophila serrata, 1185 nucleotides. RefSeq names its product Odorant receptor 1a (gene Or1a). Gene Ontology annotation, cellular component: plasma membrane. Lineage: Eukaryota; Metazoa; Arthropoda; Insecta; Diptera; Drosophilidae. The record is from RefSeq and is a predicted model, not a curated record. Gene Ontology annotation, molecular function: olfactory receptor activity; odorant binding. Gene Ontology annotation, biological process: detection of chemical stimulus involved in sensory perception of smell; sensory perception of smell.